Molecule: messenger RNA, 864 nt
Organism: Naegleria fowleri
Lineage: Eukaryota; Heterolobosea; Eutetramitea; Acrasida; Naegleriidae
Exons: 2
Coding region: 1-864 (287 amino acids)
Biological process (GO): translation
Cellular component (GO): ribosome
Molecular function (GO): structural constituent of ribosome
Source: RefSeq, a predicted model, not a curated record
AUGCUUUUCAAAGUGACAGGUAAACACAAAAAGCGAGGACGUCCCUCCACACACAACGCAAAGAAGAUUGAUGAAUGUUGUGAGUCUGGCUAUGAUUUUAUGAGACAAGAUCCUGACUUGCAUCGAUGUAUUUCAGAAGAUUUGGAUCGGAGUGAUAUCUUAUGGGUGCGACAUUUCCAAAUUUCAUAUCCCUCCACAGGAAGAACUCAACUGAUAAAACCAAAUACUUCAAAUCAAAAUUAUUUAUUUGGUCGAAAAAUUGGAGAAUGCAUCGAUGGAGUACUCAUUUCUCCCAUGUACAAUAAUUACAUUUUCAAAAUUUCUGGAGCUUGCGAUCGAUGGGGUCGACCUCAUCAUCCUGGAAUGUACAAAAGUGGUCGUGUGAGAGUGUUGAAACAACCAGGAACUUUUGGAUAUCAACCUUGGAGAGCUCGAAGGAAUGGAUCCCGGAGGAGAAGAGUUGUGAAAGGUUGUGUUCUGGAUGCAGGAACCAUUGCUGUUUCAUUAGUGUUUGUGAAGAAAGGAGAUGAAGAAAUUCAUGGAGUCACAGAUCGAGUGCUCCCAAAAACACAUGGACCGAAACGUGCUUCAAAAAUUAGGAAAUUAUUUAAUUUAUCAGCUUUGGAUGACGUGAGAAAAUAUGUCAUUAAGAAAAAUGUGAAAAUUUGUGGAAGUUUGGUUCCAAAAGGUGUGAAAAUUCAAAGACUUGUCACUCCUGAACGAAUUCGAAGGAAACAGCAACAAAUUCGAGAAUCCAUGAAAAGAGUCAUAAAGAGACAGCGAGAUCGAGAGAUGUAUGAAAAGCGCUUUCUGGACAAGACGACCAAAUCUUCCUCAACAACAGCCACACGUCUCUAUUGCUAA